Molecule: messenger RNA, 931 nt
Organism: Neofelis nebulosa (Clouded leopard)
Lineage: Eukaryota; Metazoa; Chordata; Mammalia; Carnivora; Felidae
Gene: RAB42
Product: RAB42, member RAS oncogene family
Exons: 2
Coding region: 131-799 (222 amino acids)
Cellular component (GO): Golgi membrane
Molecular function (GO): GTP binding; GTPase activity
Source: RefSeq, a predicted model, not a curated record
GACCCCCCGCCCGUGGUCCCGUGUCUCGGCGCUGGGGCCCAGAGGGCGGCGCCAGCCAGCGAGCCGCGGGGCGGGGCGGGGCCAGGCCGGACCCGCCGCUGGCCUCCGGCGGGGCGGCGAGAAGGGGGCCAUGGAGGCACCGGACUGCCACUACCAGUUUCGGAUCGCGCUACUGGGGGACGCGGCCGUGGGCAAGACGUCGCUGCUGCGGCGCUACGUGGCGGGAGCGCCCGGGGCCCCGGAGCCCAAGCCCGAGCCCGAGCCCGAGUGGGCGCCCACAGUGGGCGUCGAGUUCUACAGCCGCAAGCUGCAGCUGCCCGCCGGGCCGCGCGUCAAGCUGCAGCUUUGGGACACCGCGGGCCACGAACGCUUCAGGUGCAUCACCAGGUCCUUUUACCGGAAUGUGGUAGGUGUCCUACUGGUCUUUGAUGUGACAAACAGGAAGUCCUUUGAACAUAUCUGCGACUGGCACCAGGAGGUCAUGGCCACUCAGGGCCCAAACAAGGUGAUCUUCUUACUGGUUGGCCACAAGAGUGAUCUGCAGAGCACCCGUGUUGUCUCAGCCCAGGAGGCAGAGGAGCUGGCUGCCUCCCUGGGCAUGGCCUUCAUGGAGACCUCGGCCAAAAAGAACUGCAAUGUGGACCUGGCCUUCAACACCCUUGCUGAUGCCAUCCAGCAGGCUCUGGAGCAGGGGGACAUCAAGCUGGAAGAGGACUGGGGGGGUGUCCGGCUCAUCCACAAGGCCCAAGUCCCCAGGUCCCCCCACAGGAAGCAGCCCCCAGGCCCAUGUCAGUGUUGACUCUGGGAGGGAAAGGGUUAAACCUCUGUCAACCUCAGAAGUGCUGCUGGAAUGGGGAGUGGCAGGAUAUUUCUGGAGAUCAAAUGGCAGGAUGUAUCCAAAGGGUUAACAUAAACAGUAUCUUAGCAGUCA